Anolis sagrei ordinatus is the source of this 2602-nucleotide messenger RNA. RefSeq names its product translocase of outer mitochondrial membrane 34 (gene TOMM34). Gene Ontology annotation, molecular function: heat shock protein binding. NCBI's taxonomy places the organism in Eukaryota, Metazoa, Chordata, Lepidosauria, Squamata, Anolidae. Gene Ontology annotation, cellular component: mitochondrion; cytosol. The record is from RefSeq and is a predicted model, not a curated record.
UUGGCCAGACUGCGGCUUGGGAGAGUUGAGGAAAGAGGAGGAGGAGGAGCCAGAGUUGCCGGCUUGGCUCCGCCCCUCCUUUCAACCGAGAAAGGAAACUCAUUCUCGAAGGAGCAGCCCUUCCUUCCUUGCGCGGGGUCCCUUCAGCCGUCUCCAUGGCGCCUUCCUCGCAGAGCGCGGACCUGAAGAGAGCCGGCAACGAGCAGUUCCGCCACGGGCAGUACAGCCAGGCGGCGGCGCUUUACAGCCGGGCCUUGGCCUCACUGGAGGCGGCAGGGGAUGCAAAUGCAGAAGAGAAAAGUGUUCUUUACUCCAAUCGUGCUGCGUGCUAUUUGAAGGAUGGGAACCUUAGCCUGUGCAUUAAGGAUUGUUCUGAUGCCCUGGAGCUUGUUGCUUUUAGCAUCAAACCCCUGUUGAGGCGGGCAGCAGCCUAUGAAGCUCUUGAGAGGUACAAUUUAGCCUAUGUGGACUACAAAACUGUACUACAGAUUGAUUGUUCUGUACAGGCUGCACAUGAUGGCGUCAACAGAAUGACCAAGGCUUUAUUGGACAAAGAUGGUCUUCAGUGGCGCCAGAAGCUCCCACCCAUCCCAACCGUUCCUGUUUCUGCUCAGAAAAGGUGGGAGCCACCUCCUGAUGGAAACAAAGUGAAUGCUGCUGCUCCUGUAACAAAUCAAGUGCCUUCAGCUGCUACAACCAAACAAGCAAACACGUUGAAACUAGAAGGAAAUGAAUUUGUAAAGAAAGGCAACUAUAAGAAAGCUGUAGAAAAGUACACACAGAGUUUAAAACUCCACAAGCUUGAAUGUGCAACUUAUACUAACAGGGCUCUUUGCUACCUGAAUCUAAAGCAGUACAAGGAAGCGAUUCAGGACUGUUCAGAAGCUCUUAAAAUAGAUCCAAAGAACAUCAAAGCAUUUUAUAGACGAGCUCAAGCAUACAAAGAACUUAAGGACUACAAAUCCAGCAAAGCAGAUAUCAACAGCCUCUUGAAAAUUGAACCAGAAAAUGGUGCUGCUAAGAAACUACUGCAAGAUCUAAACAAACUCUUAAAAUAAGAGUGGCUUAAAAACUGUGUUUGGAAGAUUACAUGUUUUUCUGGUUCUUAAAAAAACAAAACACAUGGACCAGACUGAGUACAGCUGCAGUCUCCACCUUCCAGAUCUGGUGAUAUCUGCCUUAUCCCUUGCUUUAUACAAGAUAUUCAUCUUUUCUUCUAAAGCCUUUUGAAAGUUCAGUGUGACUUCUUGAGAUUUAUAGCUUUCUAGCAAAAUGGCUCCUGCAACACUCUGUCCUAGGAAAAAAUGUUUCUAAUUGUUGGAAAACAUUACCAGCAGUUAGAGAAGCCCUGAUCAACCAUGCUAUUUUAGAUAUAUGUUUGCACAGAAAGAAGUGCUUUAAGAGUUUGGUACUGGAUACAUAGACUUUUGAUAUCAGCACAGUCCAAACUUAAAGCUUGGGGUAAUAGUGACAGGUGGAAGGUGGGAGUGUAAAAUAAUCUAUACUUGCCUUAUAUUUUGUGCACUAUACUCCCAACGGAGAGCACUUGGUCUUGAGAAAAUGACUUGGGAAUCUACAGCUGCUUUUUUCCUUUACCAAAGAGCUUAGUACAUUGUUAUCCUUAUUAUAUGUGUGUUCAGUUCUUGUUCAUUAGAAUAAGUUACUCACCUUUAGUUUAAAUAUCUGUUUCAUGUUUGUAUAUGCUUGCUACUAUACAGCACUUACCCCCAUUGUACACAUGUCAAAGUAGUUGUUACUGGAAGUUCACACUGUGGAGGAGCCAAAUGAGUAGAGAUUUAUUCAGAGUAGCAGAGGCAGGGAAAUAAUCUUAAAUAUCUGCCUACAACAGUACGGUUCUUAGGCCUACAUCUCAUUAACAGCAAGUGAUUAUUUAUAUUGAGCUCUAGUACUUCUAACUAUAACGACUGAUCCCAUUUGACUAAAUUUAAAAAACACAUUCAGGAGCACAGGAAUAAGUGUUUCCUAACAGUUGGAAGUACUACAGCCUCCACCAGUCUCAGCCAACAGAGUGGUAAACCAUAACUGGAAGGCAGUAUGUUCCCAAUCUCUGCUAUUAGAUGGAAGACAAGAAUCAUGGCCUAGUAUUCUUACUACCCUGCUGAUCUUCUGCAUGUACUCUAUUACAGAGGAAUGAUGAAUUAUGAUAACAACCAUGUGCUAGCUGGUAUCUCCAAAGACUGAGUAACUCACUGUUUAAGAAUAACGUCAAAUGUUCCACAGCAACAGCAAAAGGUGUAGCUUGCUUGUAUUAUUUUGCUCUCUACCUUCUUGGAGCAAAGUUUCUAGCUGAGUCACCUACCUUGGGUGGAGGGACACCCCACCCUUCCCAGGGAGCUUGCUUCCUUUUAAGCUUCUGGCUUUAAGGCUAGACAGGAGAGAGCUUUGCAUGUCGCCUCUCAACAGAGUCCUGCAACCUUGAUUUACUACCAUUAAUGUUACACUGGGUACAGAACUGGUGCCUGUCUCCCCUCCCUCUGAGAAGAUUCAAAGGAAAAAGAAUGGCUGUCUGCUGACCUUUUAUUUAAGUUUUCUCUCUUUCAGCCUCAGGACAAGAAAUAAAGGUUGUAUUUAAAAUGAUAAA